This is a messenger RNA of Lichtheimia ornata, 1047 nucleotides long. RefSeq lists its product as uncharacterized. Lineage: Eukaryota; Fungi; Mucoromycota; Mucoromycetes; Mucorales; Lichtheimiaceae. The coding region runs from base 1 to 1047 and encodes 348 amino acids. The transcript has 4 exons. The record is from RefSeq and is a predicted model, not a curated record.
AUGACUUUGAACAAUUUUACUCGCGAUGGCCUUAUGUGGCAAUGCCCAUCAGCAGCUUGUGGUUGUCGCCCUGGCAAAGGCUCCCGGGAGAGACGUGCUUUGAAAUCGGGAUCUUUUUUUUCGAAUCGCAAUCUGGGUGUUCAUUUGGCACUUCAAGGUCUCUGGGGGUUAUUGCAUGGAAUGUCGCAACAAACCAUUACAUCCAUGCUCCGCACUAGUCGCAUUACAGUUCGUCGACUUGCAAGGGAUUACCAUUUGCUUCUAGAGGCCGACCUUACUCGUGAGGACAUGCAUGUUGGAGGAUAUACUGAAACAGGAGAGCGCAUCAUUGUCCAAAUCGAUGAGAGCAAGUUUGGAAAGCGAAAGGAUAACCGUGGGCAUCCAGUCGAAGGUGUUUGGGUGCUAGGUGGUGUAGAAUUGACACCACAAAGAAAGAUAUUCCUUGCUGUUGUUCCACGCCGUGAUGCUGAAACGUUAACACAAGUCAUCUGUCAUUUCAUCAAGCCGGGUAGUUUAAUCCAUUCCGAUGGUUGGAGUGCUUACUCUGGCCUUCGGGAUACAGAAGGGAUGUAUUGGGUACACCAAGCAGUAAACCAUCGUAUCGAGUUUGUGACAGAAGAAGGUGUGCACACAAACAAUAUUGAAGGCACUUGGGCUGGAAUUAAGCGUGGUAUCACGGAGCGCCAGCGGACAAAACAAAUGACCCCAUGGAAGCUUAUUGAAUUUAUUUGGCGUCGCAAACAUAGUGAGGAUUGGUGGGGUGGAUUAUUGAGUUCCCUACGUGAUGUUGCAUUUGAAACCAUUGAUGAUGGUCGUGAGGAAGGCGAACUAUCCCAUGGACGUGAUCAGAUUAGAAUGCCAAUGCCACGAUUUACUGAUUUCAGCUACUUUCAAGAUGCAGACUCUUCGACCAUUCCUCAACGUAGGCCAAGGUCGCCUUCCCUUAAUGAAGAUGAUAUCGAGUUUAGUGAGGAUGAAGAUUCUACCAGUAGCUCAGAAGUUCCAUCUGAUGAUAGUGAUGAUAGUGAUUAUAGUGAAAGUGCAUAA